CGCAUGGAUCGCGAUAGGCUCCAAGAUGUCCUCACAGACGAGUGUCGCUUUGUUCAGAACUACUUGCUGCACAUCCUGCAGUGCAUCCAGAAGAACUGGCUUUGCCAAGACCUCUCGGAGCACGUCACGAUGCUGAAAGAGCUCGAAGCCGAACCACACUUGCGGUGGAUGAUCGCCAAAUAUAAUGAUACUGUCAGGCGUCUCUUUCCCCCUGCUCUGGAAGAUAGCAUUCACUUGCUGCGGCAAGUGUGUGAACAGCAUGCAGCUGAAGCGCAAGUUUUAGUGGAUAGGGCCUGCAAGCUGUUCCGUUGCAAUCCGUUGCUUUCCCGCAACGCUUCCCGGUAAGGAUUGCAAGUCCUGGCAAGCGGAAGCAACCUUGGACAUCACUAGAAGCACUGGCUCUGCGAUAGGGAGACGUGCAGCCA
Molecule: messenger RNA, 425 nt
Organism: Effrenium voratum
Lineage: Eukaryota; Dinophyceae; Suessiales; Symbiodiniaceae
Source: the annotation of a GenBank genome assembly